AGCUGUGCCUGUGACGCUUCGCACAAAGUUUCUGAAGCAUGGGAGACAAGAGGAGUCCGACGAGGUAAAAGCAAACAGAAAGAAACUCCCACAGCCGGUGGCUUCAAGAAACUCGGGACCGUCUCAGGGCUUGAAACAGACCAUAGGGCAGCGCGCGUGAAUGAGAAAGACGCAACAGAGUGGCCACCAUGGCGGACUGGGUCUUUUAUCAACCUAAAGUGUCGUUUCAGUAAAGAACGCGUCGCUUGCGCAGGCGUCCGGCUGACGUUGUGCAUGGAUAGGAUCAGAUAUGUGUGUCGGAGAUUUCUACAGUCCGAGAUGUGAUGUUCUCUCUGUUUGUUUUGCUUUUUGAGCCGAAACGGCAAGCGAAGCCCUCCUCCGACGACGGCUACUGGGACUGCAGCGUGUGUACGUUCAAGAACAGCGCCGAAGCGUUCAAAUGCAUGAUGUGCGAUGUCAGGAAGGGCACGUCAACGCGGAAACCUCGUCCUGUUUCCCAGCUGGUAGCCCAGCAAGUCACACAGCAGUUUGCUUCACCCACACAGCCCAAGAAAGAGAAAAAGGAGAAGACUGAGAAGGACAAGAACGAGAAAGAACCGACACUGAAAAAGAACAGCCACAAGAAAAUGAGGCCCAGGUUAAAAAAUGUGGACCGCAGCAGUGCACAACAUCUGGAAGUGACAGUGGGAGAUCUGACGGUUAUUAUAACAGACUUUAAGGAGAAAAGUAAGCCCUCCUCCAGUUCGUCCUCCAGUGCAGCAUCUGGAGACCACCACAGCCAGAGCGGAUCCAACUCAGACAACACAGAGAAGGGGAUCUCCAGAUCCUCGUCCCCACGAGGGGAGGGUUCCUCACUCAACGGGGAAUCUCACUAGGAACCCGUGGAUUAUGAACGUUACUUCCAGUCUCCUGCACCUAAUAUAUCCAUUUUAAAUGAACCGACACAGGAGCACGCUUAUGUAUGCCAAGACUUAACAAGACACAGGCUUAACCCAGCAAUAUAAGCCAUCUCUCACUACUACCACAGUUACAGAAUCUGAAACAUAGGUUUUCUCCACGAUGCACUCGUCCUGGUUUGUUACAGUGCCCAGUAGGUCAGCUUGAGAUGAACUGUAGACUUUGUAAGCAAUUUUGAUGAUUGAAUUUUGACAUUUUGACAAUUUAAUUUCUAUAGCACGUGGUAGUAUUAUGAAUCAGAUAAGUGUUGUUGUCUGUUUGGAUUUGGACAUUGACACCCAUCCUAGUUCUCUUCACUAUUGUGACAAUUUCAUAGACCAUUAUUUUUUAAAAAUCACAAUCUGUAAUUUCUGCAACAUUUCGGUAAUUAGCCCUGGGGCUUAAAAACUUUCAACUGGAACAUUGUUGAGAAAGUAUUUGCUUCUUCAUUAAUGAAAUGUCAGUUGCAAAUUGUUACUUUAAAAUACUUAAAUGCAUUACAGGAUGAGCGUUAAGCCAUCUAUAAAUAACUGACCCAAACAGGACUUCCUUUCUCAAUUGUUUGUUGCACCUGCUGGUACCUUUUGUAUGAUUGUAUGAGAAAAGCCUUUAAACGCAGAAAUUCAUUGUUUAAUUUGUUCUUGUUCAUGUUGUUUUAUUUGAAACUUGUCAUAGAUUGCAUCACUUGUGCGGCUAGAUGUUCUACCAGCGCUGUUUUGUGUUAGAUUUGUCUUGAUAUAAUUCUCUUAAUUCCGAAAGAAACAUAACAUUUAUGACUAAAAAUGACAAAUGUAUUUGUAAGAAUUCAUCCCCUCCUUUAUGAUGAACAGUGGUAUAUAAAUAUAUUGCAGUAUAGGAAAUAUCUCUUAAUAAAAUUUAAGAUUUAGA
Molecule: messenger RNA, 1824 nt
Organism: Cyprinus carpio (common carp)
Lineage: Eukaryota; Metazoa; Chordata; Actinopteri; Cypriniformes; Cyprinidae
Gene: yaf2
Product: YY1-associated factor 2
Exons: 3
Coding region: 324-875 (183 amino acids)
Biological process (GO): positive regulation of DNA-templated transcription
Cellular component (GO): nucleus
Molecular function (GO): DNA binding; transcription coregulator activity
Source: RefSeq, a predicted model, not a curated record